AUGGAAAUUAGGACAGUAUCCCAAGUUUGCCAAUGGUUGGGCAAAACUGGUUUUGAAAAUUACACUGAAAGAUUUAAAGACGAAGGUAUUGAUGGUAAGGCCCUCAUGAAAGUGACCGAUGAUCGAAUUGAAUACUUAUUAUCUAUAAUAAAUCACUAUGGGGUGGAAGAAAAACCAAGCAAUAGAAUAAAGCGUAUAUUUAAAAGAGAACUAGAAGUAUGGAGAGCAGAAAUUGAAUAUGAAAAAAAUAAGCAGAGAAUCAAAAAAAAUAAAGUUGAUACGACGCCUAACCGGACAGCAUUGCCAAACAUGAAUAAUGCUGCAGCACAACGAACACAAAUUUUAAUCGAGUACAUUGAGUAUACGUAUAAUGUAAGAUGCAUUAUUUUAUCGCAAGAUCAACAUAAUGAAAACUUGGGAAUACAAAUACAAUUUUCGGGUGUUAAGCAAAAUGUAGAAGAUGCUCACAAUGAUUUAGAGUCAUUGUUUACAACUGUUACAACGAAAAUUUUCAAUGACGAAGAGACAGAUAAAAAGGCGAUUUCAUGGUCGCAAACUAUUUAUUCCGAUUUGGAUAUUAAUAUUAUACAAAAAACCUUCGACAAACUAAAACUAUUCACUGUAUGGGAAAAGACAGAUUUUUUAGCAGGAUAUUAUGUGGUUCACUAUUUCACAAAAAGUGGUGCAUUUUAUGUAUCAGAAGAUCAUAUUAAGCGAAUAAUGUACAAUCACAUAGCAUAUGUCAAAGACAUAAUUGUAUCGGACUUUGGUAACAUAUCAAAAUCUUUCCGAGAAAAACUAGAACAGCUUAUCACUCAAAAAGCUAAAGAACAACAACAAAAGAAAACAUUUGCUAUCAUUUAUUGGAUGUAUCCCGGGCAAACAGAAUUGAAAAUUAGUUUUUUUGGGCAACAUCUUCUCGUAAAACGUGCAAGUACACAACUAAAACAUCUAAUAAAUCAACAUCAAUUAAUACCAAUCACCACUGAACUAACUCUUACACAACGCAAUUGUCUACUAGAUAAUUAUGUCCAUCAAUUGAAAAAUAUUGAGCUUGAAUACAAUGACUAUGAUGUCAAAAUUCAUUUGCGAGAAAAUCGUUUGUAUGUUCCUGAUCAUUUGAAGAGUAAAAUCUUACAAAGAAUCACCAAUCUUAUUGAUUCACAACAUCCGAUAACUUUUCAAUGCAUUGGAAGUAAUUAUAUAAUUACAAACGAUGAAAAACUACAAAUGGAAAUAAUAGCUCGACAGUUCAAAUGUGAAAUUUAUAAAAUCGAAUACCAAAGCAACAUACAGCUUGUGACAUUACCGAAAUCAACGAAUACAUAUACGUUAUCAUCGGUACCAAAAUUUAUUAUUAAUAAAUCAAAAGAAUUUCAUUCUUCGUUAUCAAUCUUGGAAAAACUUUCAAUAUCAAAUAGCACCAUAGAACUCCAUUUCGCUCAUGAUUCGACUGCGCCAACGGCUGAUUUUAAUAUUCUUUCUGUGAUUACCAAUGAGGCCACGCAGAAUGGUCAGCUGACCGACAGUAUGGUCGACAAUGAGAAUGAUAGUCGUAGAACUAUGGAGAUUUGUCAUGUCUUACCAUAUUGGUCUACUGUAAAACUUGAUAAGAAUAAUUUAUCGUUUAAAAAUUCAAUAGAAAAUUUCAUUUUCAAUUCAUUGAGAGAUGUUUCAAUUCUUAGUGCGAAUACAGUGAAUACAAUUGCAUUUUGCACGAAUGAAUGGGAAAAUUAUUCGCCUCGAAUACGAUUGGCGGAAGAAAUUAUUAAUGAACUAAAAAUUCAACUUAAAAAAGAUCAAUUUUCUCACUUCCAUUGGAGAAUAUUGUUUGUUUUUAAUCGAAAUCAGAUUGAAUUAUAUAAUCAAUUUUCACACAUAAUAUCAUCAACGAAGACGAACAAUAAUGAUUACGAGCAAUUUUUUUAUCCAAUAUCAAGUGUUACGAUAAAUUUUACAACAAGCGAUGGCAAUGUGGCUAAGUGUCAUCAAGCCAUUCGAACUUAUUUGUGUAAAACAAAAUUUAAAACAAUUGAAAUUCGCCAUGCCUUUGAUUCUGACAUUUGGAAUCAACAUUUAAUUAAUAGAUUUUAUUCUUAUUGUCUUGAAAGAUUUGUUUUACCGAAAAACGAUUUAACCGAUCGGAGUUUGGUACUUGUUGGUUCAGUAUCUAAUAUUAAUGAAAUAGAACAGAAGUAUAAAUUAAUGGAUACGAUCGUAAGACAAAAAAUGGCAUUGCCAGCACCUGUUUUAAGAAAACUGCAGCUUGAUCAAAAUCACCAAGGACCAAAGAAACAAACAUUCGUUAGUGUACCGGAUGCAUUUAAUAUUGUCAUAAGCUACUGCACGGGUGAUAAAAAAUUAGCAGAUUCUCUUACUGAUCGUCUAAUUGAUGAAGGUUAUUCAGUGUAUGCUGAUUGCUCCGAUCAGCCAAGAUCCGUGAUCGAGCCUAAACUGAAGAAAUCAGAUUUAAUUGUUAUUCUGUUUAGUGAAAAUUAUGGAACAGAUGAACAUUGUUUAGUUCAGCUAAGACUUGCGCAAUCAGUUGGAAAACAAUUACUUCCAGUCUUUUUAAAAAGCGCUCUCUUGCAAUCAGACUGGAUUCAAUAUAUUUCUGUUUUAGAAUUAUAUCAUGAAUUAUUCGAAGAAGAUGUUCAAUUUGAAUUAGAUGAAAAUUAUGAUUUAGAAUACGAUAGAUUGUUGGUGGAAAUGCUUCAACAUACAAAACCUGGUGUGAUUGGUCAAAAAUACUCAGUCUCACAGGCUAUUGCUAAUGAAGAUCAACAACUACAAGAUGGAUAUUUUGCAUCAAAGCCAUUAAUACAACUUACUGCUGAGCAAAUCGAGCAACGAAGAAAAACUUACGAUGAAAAAGUGAAACAAUUAAUGGAAAGAGAGCAGAGUUCAAAUGAUGAUAUAGAAUACUCAAUUAAAGCUGCACAAAAAGCUAUUGAAGAUUGUGAAAAUGGUUAUAAUCCGGAUGAUGCAGAUGCGAUUUCUGAGCAAAGCCAUCGUGAUGUAUACACUUAUAAUGUCAGAGAGAUAACUGAAGUUGACGAUUAUCUUGCUGCAUUUCUACUCUGUAUUAAAGGUUGGAUUGAUAAAGCAUCGAAUGGCAAUCCUGCCGUUUGCAAUAUACCACCAUUUACAUUAACCGGCGAUUUUAACGAUGCCAUAUUUCCAGUUACGAUCCCUAAUAAGAAGGCAUGGUGGAGAAUUAAUAGACUUACAUCCUUUGAUCAUACUUUAGAUACGCAUUAUUUUUAUCCUGUUGUACCUAUUAUUGGCUCAUGGGCUAAUCAAUGUGAAUCGUUGUACUAUUUACAAGGCUGCAUUGCUCGUGAUGUUCGAUUUCACCGAACUGAAGAAGCAAAUGGAUAUACAAAUUUUACAACAGAAAUCAAAAAAGGUAGCACGGGCUGGGAUAUUACACAGGAUGCUGUAUUAUUGUGCGCAUACAAAUAUAGAAAAAAUCGAAAGAUCACUGAAAAAUCACCACUUUGGGAUCGUAUAGUUAAACGAACUAUAGAACUCACUGAAAGUAUUAAUGAGAAAAAGAUCGAUCCAAAAUCCAACAUUUUACAAGGGAAAAUCGGACAUGAAUUGAAAAAACCAAAAGAAAUACAAAAACGAAAUCAACUCGAUGAUCCAAAUAAUGAGUAUUGGAAAACUAAACGCCUAAGUAGCGCUAGGGAAGCUUUUAUUCAACAGAAGCUAAAGAAUAUCCUGGAAUUCGAAGAGUUUUGCAGACAAUCGACAACGAACUAA
Molecule: messenger RNA, 3768 nt
Organism: Rotaria socialis
Lineage: Eukaryota; Metazoa; Rotifera; Eurotatoria; Philodinida; Philodinidae
Source: the annotation of a GenBank genome assembly